Messenger RNA from Hyaena hyaena (striped hyena), 1535 nucleotides. RefSeq names its product agmatinase (gene AGMAT). Gene Ontology annotation, molecular function: metal ion binding; agmatinase activity. The record is from RefSeq and is a predicted model, not a curated record. The coding region runs from base 76 to 1116 and encodes 346 amino acids. The transcript has 7 exons. NCBI's taxonomy places the organism in Eukaryota, Metazoa, Chordata, Mammalia, Carnivora, Hyaenidae.
CCUCGCUCUCGAUCCCCAGGCCGCCGGCCCUUUGAGCACAGUCGGCGGCUGCUGGGACCCGGCGGGGGGCGCGACAUGCUGCGGCGGCUGGCGUCCAGCUGCGCCCAGGGACUGGGGGCCGGCGGGGGCCCGCAUCCUGCCGCGGGGCCCCGCCACCUCUGCCGCAGCGCCAGCCGCCAGGCCUCUGAUGCUCCCCGGAACCAGCCCCCCAGCUCCGACGUCGUGGCCCGGCCGGUGGGCGUCUGCUCCAUGAUGCGGCUGCCCGUGCAGGCCUCCCCCGAGGGGCUGGACGCCGCCUUUGUCGGGGUGCCGCUGGACAUUGGGACCUCCAACCGGCCCGGGGCGAGAUUUGGACCCCGGCGGAUCAGGGAAGAAUCAGUGAUGCUUCGAGCAGCCAACCCUAGCACGGGGGCCCUCCCCUUCCAGUCCCUCAUGGUUGCAGACCUAGGCGAUGUGAAUGUCAAUCUUUACAACCUUCAGGACAGCUGCCGUCUAAUUCGAGAGGCCUAUGAGAAAAUCGUAGCAGCUGGCUGUAUUCCUCUAACCUUGGGUGGAGAUCACACAAUCACAUACCCUAUAUUGCAAGCGAUGGCCAAAAAGCACGGCCCCAUGGGGCUGCUGCAUGUGGAUGCUCACACAGACACGACCGACAAGGCUCUGGGAGAGAAGGUCUAUCACGGAACGCCCUUCCGCCGGUGCGUGGACGAGGGACUUCUGGACUGCAAGCGUGUGGUGCAGAUCGGCAUCCGGGGCUCUGCCAUGACCCUGGAUCCCUACAGAUACAGCCGGAGCCAGGGCUUCCGGGUGGUCUUGGCUGAGGACUGCUGGAUGAAGUCUCUGGUCCCUCUGAUGGGGGAAGUGAGGCAGCAGAUGGGAGGCAAACCCAUGUACAUCAGCUUUGACAUUGACGGCUUGGAUCCUGCCUAUGCCCCGGGGACAGGAACACCCGAAAUUGCUGGUCUCACCCCGAGUCAGGCGCUGGAGAUCAUCCGUGGUUGUCGAGGCCUGAACGUGGUGGGCUGCGAUCUCGUGGAAGUUUCGCCGCCUUAUGAUCCGUCUGUGAAGAAGAUGAACCUGUUCCCGCACACCUUACAAACAGGAGCUAAUGGUCUCUAACACACACCCCUGGGAGGUGGCUCCUAGCGGCCCGGCCUUCCGGUAGCCAAGGGGAAUCCAGCCGGCAAGAAUAGGAAUCGGGUAAUUGUGAUAGGGUAGCACAGUCCCCUCCUCCUUUGCUGUUUCCCCGAGGAGAAGCCUAAGUAAUAUUUGUUAGUAUUAAAAAAGUGGGCGGUUAGCUGGUUUAGGAGAGAGAUUCAAAGCAGAUGCCGUCUCAAUAAUUUCAAUUCGGAGAAUUUACAGACUGAGGCCUGUUAGCUUCGCAGGGUAGGUGAUAAAUACAUUAUAUACGGUUAUCAUAGGCUUUCCUUGCAGGGGUGGGGGGGUGGAAUCUGUUCGUAAACAAAGAACCUUCUGCAUUUCAGAAUACUAUUUCUGAAGGAGGCCUGCUGGAGCAGAGCACGGGGGGGAGGCGUGCC